GACCUGAACUGUAUGUCAUGUGUGCGUGAAUGUGCGUCCGCGUGUAUCAAGUGAGAGUGUGAGGACAUUUGCCCAUCUUUGUCCCAAGGCCAAAAAGUUUGAGCACCUGCUGUAUGUAAAUUUUUCUGUCUUGAAGGACCUCCCAGUGGGCGUGAUCAUAGAACCACCUUAUAAAUUUGCCUUCGUGACGUCGCCGCCAGUCGCGCUUGAGCGAUGUGCCGCGCACGACCCUGUCACACUUUUUUCUUUUAAAUUACCAUAUGGACUUUGCGUCGGAAAUCCGCUGCAUUCCUUAUCUUGUUUAGUUUUUAUCAUGCUGAAGAACAACGGGAAGAAGACGGCCGUCUGCGUGAGCACCGCGGCGGUUCUCUGCCUGCUGAUGUUGUUGGUCGCCGUGCGCCAUCGCGGAGCUCAAGUGCGCGCGAAGAGCACCGAUCAGGAGGACACUCGGUCGCUACCCGGGGCCGAAGCGGGGGAGGCUACGGCGCAAGGCGGUGGGCAGAAGGGCUUCUCGGCGUACUUCGGCAAGCUGAGCCGCGGGCGCAGGGCGGCGGAGAAGCCCGCUGCGCGCUCCUCUGGCUCCGCCGGGGACACCGCAACCCCGCCGGCCGAGGACAUCCGACCCGAUGACUUGUUCAUCGCGGUGAAGACCACCAAGAAGUUCCACCAGUCCAGACUCAACCUGCUUCUGGACACUUGGAUCUCUAGGAGUAUGCAACAGACAUACAUCUUCACAGACGGUGAGGAUGAGGAGCUCAAAAUGAAAAUCGGGAGUCACGCUAUCAACACUAACUGUUCGGCCGCUCACAGCCGACAGGCCCUGUCCUGCAAGAUGGCCGUGGAGUAUGACAAGUUCAUUGAGUUGGGCAAGAAGUGGUUCUGUCAUGUUGACGACGACAACUACGUGAACGUUCGCGCUCUGCUCAAGCAGCUUUCUCAGUACCAGCACACCCAGGACGUGUACAUCGGAAAGCCCAGCCUGGACAGGCCCAUAGAAGCCACGGAGAGGCUGGGCGACAAUAAGAUGAAACCGGUUAACUUCUGGUUUGCUACUGGGGGGGCAGGCUUCUGUGUGAGUCGCGGUUUGGCACUCAAAAUGAGCCCCUGGGCCAGCGGCGGCCAUUUCAUGAACACGGCGGAGAAGAUCCGCCUGCCCGACGAUUGCACCGUGGGCUACAUCAUCGAGUCAGUGUUGGGCGUCUCGCUCAUACGCAGCAACUUGUUCCACUCACACCUGGAGAACCUGCAACAAGUGUCUAGAUCGGAGAUCCACAAGCAGAUUACUCUCAGUUACGGGAUGUUUGAAAACAAGAGCAAUAUCAUCAAUUUGAAAGGAGCUUUUCCUGUUGAGGAGGAUCCAUCCAGGUUCAAGUCGGUGCACUGCCUGGUGUACCCCGACACUCCGUGGUGUCCGCCCCAGGUUGCUUUGUAGGGCGACCGCUCCUCUCUCAUCCUCGUCCUGCGCCUUGCCUCGGUAUCUGAAAGGCGGGCAUGGACCAGCGUUUUUCGUCAGUGUCAAGACCGCGUCGCCGCUGGGUUCUUCCAGCGAGCGCUACGGCGGGCUUUUUCGUGUAAGUGGGCUGCUGUGCGGGCCGCCGAUUAUGGGACUACCGCCACUUCUAAGUGGAUUUCAACUUUUUUUUUUUAAAGUUUGCAGGCAAUCUGUUGAGCUUUUUGUAUUUGUUGCUUGUAAAUGUAUCUUGCAAUUCUCAUAGAAUGUAUUUCCUAUUUACAUGACCUUUUUUUGCCAGCUUUACGCCGCCUUUUACUUUAUUUUUUUUAAUGUGAGCGUUUUAAAAAUGGAAACGCUUCUAAGCAUUUUGAUUCUGGACAAAUGCUUUCAUGUGAAGAUUUUGUUGUGCUUUUAUGUAAACAGUGUUAAGACUGACCUAUUUUGAAGGUCAUCAGAAUGAAGCACUUUGAUCCUCUUCAAAAGAAAAAAAAAAUAGACAUCUUGGAAUGACUUCAGAUUUGUGUCCAAACAAACCAAACCCCUGCAAAAUCUCUUCUAUUCAUUUGCAUCUAACUUAUAAAUGCGCUCCUUGCAUGCGUUACAAUCAGGGAGGGAAAUAAUGAACGGGGGGAGUUUUUGAUUUGGUUUUUUGUUUGUUUGAUUUGUUAGACUUUUGAAUUGUUGAAAAAUUGCACAGCUGAAUUUCAAAUGAGCUGAUUCAUCACUCGGGGAAAGAUGCUCGCCUCUCAAGGCUCGAAGCCAAGAAAAUCAUGUGUACUCUUGCACAAAAAAAAAAACAUGAUCGAUUGUAAUAUGCUUUUCCUUGCUGAGUUCUGCGAGGCGACAACUUAACCUGAGCGACAUCAGCGUCUCUGCAUGGAGUCGACCCAUAUUGGGUUACGCUGUACAUGGCGACUACAGUAUUGUAUACUGUGCUUUUGUUAGCGACCGUUAUGUACAGGAAUGUUUUCGAAUGUAAUGUGGUUUACGUCGGCUUUUGUGGGAAUUGUGUCGUACUGCUUUUUUUUUUACAUUUUAAAUUCUCCAGCAUCUGGAGGGCUGGAACUGUUCAUUCCCAAUGAUGACAUCUCAGGGAUUAUGAUCUGAUCCUGCUAUUUAACUAACAAGUCGCCCCGUGUUGGGGGCCCAGAACGUCAAAAAUAAAAGUGCAAAACCACUGAGAAA
Molecule: messenger RNA, 2638 nt
Organism: Hippocampus zosterae (dwarf seahorse)
Lineage: Eukaryota; Metazoa; Chordata; Actinopteri; Syngnathiformes; Syngnathidae
Gene: lfng
Product: LFNG O-fucosylpeptide 3-beta-N-acetylglucosaminyltransferase
Exons: 8
Coding region: 314-1432 (372 amino acids)
Biological process (GO): pattern specification process; regulation of Notch signaling pathway
Cellular component (GO): Golgi membrane
Molecular function (GO): O-fucosylpeptide 3-beta-N-acetylglucosaminyltransferase activity
Source: RefSeq, a predicted model, not a curated record